CCUUGGCAUGAUGUGCAACUCAAAAAACUUGGGACACCUGUGAGAGUGAGAUUCAGUCCCCCACCACAAGUCUGAUUUCCCAGCUGCCCUUCCUGGUCCCCAACCAGCCCACCCGGUCCAACAUGUGAGAGUUUCCCAAAUUGACAGUGACCUGUCAGUUACAUCGGCAUUGCAUCACUUGGACCCAACCACUGCCAGUGUUGCCAAGAAUUGCAACCUUGGCAAACCACAAUCAGAUGAAGCUCAGGGAGCUCAGCCACAGAUGCUCCCUGCAACUUGUGGUUUUAAGUUGGUGCCCCGGACGAUCGCAGAGCGCUACCACAAGAAGAAGACCCUGGUCCCGUGUCAAGCCAGAAGCCUGGACAGGGAUAGGUUGCAGGGCUGGUUCAGCCACAACGGUGCGACUCUCACAAUGAAUUUCUUACCUCAGGAUCGAAAAUGCAAACGAAAUUUUAUUUUGCUCGUGUUCGUGGAUGAUUGCGGUCUGAUGUGUCAAAAGUCACAAAAGAUGACAAGUUCGGGACACCAUUUUCAAACACGGCCAUGUGAGUUUCUCGACCAGCAACAUCUGGCACAGUGACUCGACAUUGCUACAGGCGCCAUGAGAUGCCAGUGAUUCAGCGCCAUCAGGGCUGCCGUGAGGUGCCUUUGAAGCCUUCCCAUCAAGUCAUUUUGUGAAGGCGUCCCCGGCAGUUGGGUGCCUCUGCAUCAUCCACGACGUUUUCCGGCUGUUCAAAGUCCCUUGAGACGAUCCUGGCGAAUGCAGACAUGGCAAGGUUGGCCACAGGAUGAUUCUGAGCUUAGCGUAAACUUGACGUCCUCGACUUGACCAAAGUUGUUUAGUCUGGGCAUCUUCAAGGAUACCUUGUGAGCCCUUUCACUUUCAGCUCAAGCGUGCUCAGCGCUGCAUGCUGAAAGCCGAGUUCAGAUGGAUAGGAGGAUUCCGGGGCCAGAAAGCAGCAAGCUGCGGGCUACAGCUCUGAGACCUUCUGCGGCUUGGAUCCAUGCUGAUGCCCCAUGACGCGUUCAGACCGUUCUCGAUUAGCAGUGUGUCACCGCGCCACGUACUGCGCGCGCUGAGGUGGCACCCAUCAGGUAGGCUACGCGAUGCAUUUAUGGCAAAGGGAGCUCAGAACGGGGGAGCUGCAGCGGUAGGUCGCUGGCCUAGCGCGCAAGCUCCUGUCACUCCCAAGACUCACAUGAUCCGCGGUCCUUUGCGAGGCGCAGGACAAGUUUGCAAGUGCUCCUGGUGGGAGGCUAUGUUAGCCAAAGUGCCCAACUGCGGCGUUUAUGACAUCACCGUGUUUUUGCGGUUUAGAAA
Cladocopium goreaui is the source of this 1321-nucleotide messenger RNA. NCBI's taxonomy places the organism in Eukaryota, Dinophyceae, Suessiales, Symbiodiniaceae. The record is from the annotation of a GenBank genome assembly.